GCGCCCCCGCCCCGCCCGCGCCGCCGCCGCCGCCGCUGUCACCGUCACCGCCACCGCUGUCAGCAGCCGGCUCCGGUGCCGACACCCCCGCAGCAGCGGCAGGUACCUUUGCUGAGAGGUGGCAGAGCAGCCUCAGGACACCACCAUGAUGGAGGAUCACGCACCUGGCCAGGAAAAACACUUCUCAACAGGCUAUCCCCUUCAGAUACCAGUCGAUGAUGGAUCGGAUGAGCCUGUUUCUGAAACCUCUGACGCUAAGAGCACCCCAACUACGGAAGAUGCCACAGCACCUUUAGUGGAGGAAGGAGACCACGAGGAGCAGGGUGGUGCGGAACAGCACGGGGAGAUCCCAGAAGGAACCACAGCUGAGGAGGCGGGCGUGGGAGCCACUCCCAACCUGGAGGACCACGCUGCAGGAGAUGCCUCUCAAGCUCCGGGCGAGCCGGGCUCUGCCAAGCUCCAGCCUGGCCCUCAGGAGCGUGUGGGAGAGGCAGGGAAAGGUGCCAGCCAGCCCCCAGAGCAGGGGCUGGGCCCUCAGCAGCCGCCCCUGCCCCGUGAAGCCAAAGCUCCAGCAGCAGCUCCCACCAGGAUCGAGGUCACCAUCCCCAUCCCCCUGGACAUGUACCAAGGCUCUGGAGGCAGCGGUGCAGAGCCAGAGCUGGGCCUGGCAGGAGCAGGAGGCGCAGGUGACCUCAAGGAUGGACCCUUGUGUGCCAGAGCCACCAUCAAGGAAGGUUCUGGUGGACGGCAGAGGGAUGAGGACCGGGAUGUUGAUGAAGCUCCUGGGCAGGGUUUGCCUUCCCUCGUGGAUCAGCGCGUUUCUCCGGGACCUGAAAAGGGUUCGUGGCCAGCAGCUGCCCAGGAGACUCGUGAAGAAUCUGAUGGGGAAAACAAGUCCAAAGGUGUCCUCAGAGACACCCCAGGAGAGGCACUUGUGGUUGAAGCUGAGUCACAUAAAGCAGGAGAGGACCAAGAGGAGAAGCGAGAGCUGCUGGGGGGAGAAGGUGCAGACACCCCCCUGCCAGAGCCUUCUGGAAGUGCCCCCCAGAAAGAAGCUGAGCCCAAGGAGGGAGAAGACUCUGGGCCCAUGCUGGAAACAGCCAAACUCGCUGCUGAGGCAGAGGAUGGUGUGAAGGAUGGAGAUGCUGCCCUGGGAGAGGCUGUGCCAGCCUCGGGUGCCCGCCGGCCGCCCCGGAGGAAGCCGGGUGGGAUUGCCACGGACAAGGGCAGCCGUGUCCCUCUGCUCAAAGGUCGUGUUGACAAGGAAGGGACCGAAGCUGAUGAAAAGAAACCCAAGAAAUCCUCACCUUGCCCUGCCAACCCCUGUGGCUCCACUGCCCCCAUCCAGCACGCAGCCCCUCUGAAAGCAGCACCCAACAGCCCUGCCAGUGCCUCCAAACCACCCUGCAGCCCUGCCAGUGCCUCCCAACGAGCCUGUCCUGCCACCCCCCAGGAAAGCAGAGCCAAGGGCCCGGAGGCGCGGGCUGGCUCCAAGACGGGCGCGGCGCGCGCGGGGCAGGCGCAGCGGAACUCCACCAACGCCACCCGCAUCCCGGCCAAGACCCCCACGGCCCCCAAGACCCCUCCCAGCUCCGGCAGAAAGGAGCAGAAAAAGCCACCUCCUGCAGCAGCAAAGACUGAGAAAGGUGAGCAGCCCAAGUCCGGAGACAGAAGCGGUUACAGCAGCCCCGGCUCCCCCGGGACUCCGGGCAGCCGUUCCCGCACCCCCUCUCUGCCCACCCCACCAGCCAGGGAGCCCAAGAAGGUGGCGGUGGUCCGCACGCCCCCCAAGUCGCCGGCCUCCGCCAAGACCCGCGUCCCGCCCGCCGCCGCGCCCAUGCCCGACCUGAAGAACGUCAAGUCCAAAAUCGGCUCCACCGACAACCUGAAGCACCAGCCCGGAGGCGGCAAGGUGCAGAUAAUUAAUAAGAAGCUGGACUUUAGCAGCGUUCAAUCCAAGUGUGGCUCAAAGGAUAAUAUCAAACACAUCCCGGGCGGAGGCAGUGUGCAGAUAAUUAAUAAGAAGCUGGACUUUAGCAGCGUUCAAUCCAGGUGUGGCUCAAAGGAUAAUAUCAAACACAUCCCGGGCGGAGGCAGUGUGCAAAUCGUUUACAAGCCAGUGGACCUGAGCCAUGUGACAUCCAAAUGUGGUUCCCUGGGCAACAUCCACCACAAACCAGGUGGUGGCCAGGUGGAGGUGAAAUCUGAGAAACUGGACUUCAAAGAUAAGGUGCAGUCGAAAAUCGGGUCCCUAGAUAACAUCAGCCACGUCCCUGGAGGAGGCAAUAAAAAGAUUGAGACUCACAAGCUGACCUUCCGCGAGAACGCCAAAGCCAAGACCGACCACGGCGCCGAAAUCGUCUACAAGUCCCCGACCAUCUCCGGAGAUGCCUCCCCGCGCCGCCUUAGCAACGUCUCCUCCACCGGCAGCAUCAACCUGGUGGACUCCCCCCAGCUGGCCACGCUAGCCGACGAGGUGUCCGCCUCGCUGGCCAAGCAGGGCUUGUGAUCGCGGCGCGGCGGCCACCAGGAGAGAAGACAAGGAAAGGAAACGAAAAAGAAAAGAAACAAAAAUAAUAAUCUGGCCUUCUUCCUCUGUUCCUUUUACAGCUGCUUCCCCGUCCCUAACUGGUUAAUGAUUUAACCUGCUUUUACUGUUCAUUCAGCUCUAGCUCCAGGACUUCAAAAUCAGUGACACUAUGAGGUACAAAACCUCCUCUCCCCCUGCUCCUCGGAGCGCACAGCCCGUCCCGUCGCGUCCCCGCGCUGCCCCCGCUCCUGCCCUCGCUGUCCCAGCCCUGCCCGGGGCCCCGGCGAGGCGGGAGGGGGCCCGAGGGGCGGCC
Melozone crissalis (California towhee) is the source of this 2843-nucleotide messenger RNA. RefSeq names its product microtubule associated protein tau (gene MAPT). The transcript is spliced from 16 exons. Gene Ontology annotation, cellular component: neuron projection. Gene Ontology annotation, biological process: neuron projection development; microtubule cytoskeleton organization. The record is from RefSeq and is a predicted model, not a curated record. Gene Ontology annotation, molecular function: microtubule binding. NCBI's taxonomy places the organism in Eukaryota, Metazoa, Chordata, Aves, Passeriformes, Passerellidae. The coding region runs from base 146 to 2509 and encodes 787 amino acids.